AUGUAACCAAAUUACGCAAUUACUCAAAUACCCCUGCGGACUCCCCAGCCCGAAAGCUUCAACUUGACUAUAUCUCAGUAGGGUUGCAGCAGAUAAACGCCACCAUCUCCGCUGUAUCUUUUCCCAUUCACUGUCUCACUACCUGGAAUCUCCUUCCUCUUUCUCUCUCUAGAACCUUCGCUAUUCAAAAAUGGGGGCUUCGCUUCCUGCCAAAGAGGCCAACCUCUUCAAACUCAUCGUUAAAUCAUAUGAGACAAAGCAGUAUAAGAAAGGCUUGAAAGCUGCUGACACUAUUCUCAAGAAAUUUCCUGACCAUGGAGAAACGCUAGCAAUGAAAGGAUUAACACUGAAUUGUGUGGACCGCAAAUCAGAAGCAUAUGAACUUGUCCGGCUUGGAUUGAAGAAUGACCUUAAGAGUCAUGUUUGUUGGCAUGUUUAUGGGCUCCUAUACCGAUCAGAUAGAGAGUACCGAGAAGCAAUUAAGUGCUAUCGCAAUGCCCUUAGAAUCGAUCCUGACAACAUUGAGAUAUUACGUGACCUAUCCCUUUUACAGGCACAAAUGCGUGACUUGUCAGGUUUCGUUGAAACGAGACAGCAAUUGCUCACUCUGAAGCCAAAUCAUCGCAUGAAUUGGAUUGGCUUUGCUGUUUCUCAUCAUUUAAACUCCAAUGGGUCAAAAGCUGUUGAUAUCCUUGAGGCAUAUGAAGGGACUCUCGAAGAUGAUUAUCCUCCAGAAAAUGAACGUUGUGAACAUGGGGAGAUGCUUCUAUACAAGGUCUCUCUGUUAGAGGAAUGUGGUUUUCUUGAGAAGGCCCUUGAAGAGUUGCACAAGAGAGAGUCUAAGAUUUUUGACAAAUUGGGCUACAAGGAGCAAGAGGUUUCGCUUCUUUUGAAGCUUCACCGCUUUGAAGAAGGUGAAAGAUUGUUCAGAGUGCUUCUGUCAAUGAAUCCUGACAAUUACAGAUACUAUGAGGGGUUACAAAGAUGCCUGGGACUAUAUUCUGAAAACGGACAGUAUAGUUCUGAUGAAAUUGAUAGGCUCGAAGCUUUGUACAAGUCACUUGCUCAGCAAUAUAAUAGAUCAUCUGCUGUAAAGAGAAUUCCACUUGAUUUUCUUAAAGACGACAAGUUUCGGGAAGCGGCCGAGAACUAUAUUCGACCUCUUCUAACAAAAGGUGUUCCUUCUUUGUUUUCUGAUCUUUAUCCACUGUACAAUCACCCUGGCAAGGCCAAUAUUCUAGGGGAAUUGGUUCUGAGGCUGGAGAAAUCAAUUAAGAGUACUGGUGGAUAUCCCGAGAGUGAGGGAAAAGAACCCCCUUCAACACUUCUGUGGAUUUUGUUCUAUUUGGCUCAGCAUUAUGACAGAUGUGGACAGUGUGACAUUGCUCUUGUAAAAAUUGAUGAGGCAAUAGAACAUACUCCUACGGUCAUAGAUUUAUACUCUGUCAAGAGCCGCAUAUUAAAGCAUAGUGGUGACUUAUCAGCUUCUGCUUCAUUGGCUGAUGAAGCCAGGUGUAUGGAUCUUGCAGAUCGCUAUGUUAACAGUGAAUGUGUUAAGCGUAUGCUUCAGGCUGAUCAGGUGGCUUUAGCUGAAAAGACAGCUUUAUUAUUCACAAAAGAAGGGGAUCAACUGAACAACCUUUACGAUAUGCAGUGCAUGUGGUAUGAACUGGCAUCUGGGGAAAGUUAUCUGCGCCAAGGCGAGCUUGGGCGGGCCUUAAAGAAAUUUCUGGCUGUGGAAAAACAUUAUGCAGAUAUCACGGAGGAUCAAUUUGAUUUUCACUCUUAUUGCUUAAGGAAAAUGACACUACGCGCCUAUGUUGAAAUGCUGAAAUUUCAAGAUCGGCUCCAUUCACAUGCUUAUUUUCGCAAAGCAGCAAGUGGUGCUAUCAGAUGCUACCUGAGGCUGUAUGAUUGUCCUCCAAAGUCAGCAGCUGAAGAACAUGAUGAGAUGGCUAAGUUGCCUCCCUCUCAGAAAAAGAAAUUGAAGCAAAAACUGAGGAAAGCAGAGGCCCGAGCUAAGAAAGAUGCAGAAGUCAAAACUGAGGAACCAAGUACCACUAGUGUUGUCAAAUCAGGGAAGCGCCAGGUGAAGCCUGUAGAUCCUGAUCCACACGGUGAAAAGUUGGUUCAGAUUGAAGAUCCCCUGGCCGAGGCUACAAAGUACCUGAAGCUGCUACUUAAGCACUCAUCUGAUUGCUUGGAGACACAUUUACUGUCCUUUGAAGUAAACAUGAGGAAACAGAAAAUUUUGCUUGCCUUGCAGGCUGUAAAACAUCUGCUGAGGUUGGAUGCAGAAAAUCCAAAAUCUCAUCUCUGCUUGAUAAAAUUCUUCCAUAAAAUAGGAGGAUUGCCGUCCCCAGUCACCGAAACUGAAAAACUUGUGUGGCGUGUCUUAGAAGUCGAGCAACCUACCUUUAGUCAGUUGCACGAGAAAUCUCUAAUUGAGGCAAACAACAUUUUCCUUGAAAAGCAUAAAGAAUCAUUGAUGCACAGGGCUGCAGUGGCUGAGUUGAUGUAUGUUCUGGAACCAACCAGGAAGGCUGUGGCUGUCAAGUUAAUUGAGGACUGGGUUAAUGAUCUUGUUUCUAUAGAUGGAGUUCAAGGAGCUGUUAGGACAUGGAAAUUGAAAGACUGCAUUUCAUUGCAUAAACUCCUGGAGAAAACCUUGAAUGACCAUGAUGCUGCAUUAAGAUGGAAAUUGCGCUGCGCCGAGUUCUUCCCAUUCUCAACUUAUUUUGAAGGUACUCGUAGCUCAGUUGCUACAAGUUCGGCUAACCAUCAGACACAGAAAACCCCUGAAAAUGGAGUUGUCAACUUGAAUGCUGGUGAAAAUUCUGCUCUGCUUUCAUCAAAUGGGAGAUUAGAUAAGCUGGACACGCUGAAGGAUCUACAUAUCUAAUUGUAUAUUUCAUGCUGAAGUAAAUUGUCGACAAGAGUACUGGAGAAGCUAAUUGAAACUGCAUUUUUAACCUCCGAAUGUACUCGUACACCAAUGGGAAGGUUCAAAUGGGUGUGAGACAUCUGAUGAUUUCUUGCUUUCAGACAGACUUCCUUUUACAGCAGUUCUCCACCCCUGGAUUCAAUUUCUUGGCUUCUGUGUAUAUUUGAUCUGGUAUUGUUAUGAUGAUAUAGCAUUGUCUGGUUUCUCAGGGUUUGGUCAGAUACCAGAAAAAGAGUUUCUUGGGCUAGUGCAACUCGGUUUCAACAACUUAGAGAUCGAAGUGAGCUCUCCAGAAGUCUUUCAGGUCUGGAUCUUGUAUACCACUAGCAUAGAACAAUAUGCCAAGCUAGACGACCGUGAAGGCUUGUGUAUUAUUCAGUUUUGUCAAGCAUUAUUUAAUGUACAAACACAGUAUGUGAAGAUUUUUGUGAUAGUACUCGGAGAAACUUACAAAUUGAUUUGAGUUGCUGGGAUGACUUACCAUGAUUUAUUAGACCA
Messenger RNA from Solanum stenotomum, 3442 nucleotides. RefSeq names its product N-terminal acetyltransferase A complex auxiliary subunit NAA15-like. The transcript is spliced from 26 exons. The record is from RefSeq and is a predicted model, not a curated record. NCBI's taxonomy places the organism in Eukaryota, Viridiplantae, Streptophyta, Magnoliopsida, Solanales, Solanaceae. Gene Ontology annotation, biological process: N-terminal peptidyl-methionine acetylation. Bases 191 to 2902 code for a protein of 903 amino acids. Gene Ontology annotation, molecular function: protein binding; protein-N-terminal amino-acid acetyltransferase activity. Gene Ontology annotation, cellular component: cytoplasm.